AUGGAUAUUCACAGCAGCAGAGAUUGGUCACUAGGUCAGGCAUCACCAUGCGUGAAUGCAUUUGCAGCAGGGCAAGCUGCAGCAUACAAGAUGUUCGAGACAAUCAGGCGAAAACCAAAGAUCGAUGCCUAUGAUACAAGUGGGAUUAUAUUGGAAGAUAUCAAAGGUGAUAUCGAAUUAAGGGAUGUUUACUUUAGCUACCCCACAAGGCCUGAUUUUCAGGUAUUUUCUGGGUUCUCGCUGCAUGUUCAGAGUGGCAUAACUAUGGCUCUAGUUGGAGAGAGCGGAAGCGGGAAAUCAACCGUGAUCAGUCUGGUGGAGAGAUUUUAUGAUCCUCAAGCAGGUGAAGUGCUCAUAGACGGCAUCAACUUAAAGACACUGAAGCUUGGAUGGAUCAGGGAGAAAAUCGGGCUUGUUAGUCAAGAACCCGUUUUAUUCACGACAACCAUAAAGGAGAAUAUACUGUAUGGAAAGGCUGAUGCAACACUUGAAGAAAUCAAGACAGCAAUUGAGCUUGCUAAUGCUACAAAGUUCAUAAAGAAGAUGCCACAUGGGCUAGACACUAUGGUUGGUGAGCAUGGAAAUCAACUGUCUGGCGGGCAGAAACAGAGGAUUGCGAUUACCAGGGCGAUUUUGAAGAACCCCAAGAUCUUGCUUCUCGAUGAAGCGACGAGUGCGUUAGAUGCCGGGUCUGAGCACAUUGUUCAAGAAGCACUAGUGAGGAUCAUGUUGAACAGGACGACUGUGGUCAUUGCACAUCGGUUGAGCACGGUGAGGAAUGCCGAUGUGAUAGCAGUGGUUCAUCAAGGAAACAUUGUGGAGCAAGGUUCUCACUUGGAGUUGAUCAAAGAUCCAGAUGGGGCUUACUCUCAACUCAUACAUCUGCAAGAGGGCAAAGAUUCUCCAGGUGGGGGAAGCAGUAGAAACUCCCCAUGGAUAAACAAAUAUUCUCCACAUGGAAUAUGCAAUAGAAACUCCCCAUGGAUAAACAAAUGUUCUCCAGAUGGAAUAAGCAGUAGAAACUCUCCAAUUUCCUUUAGUUCCCCUCGCAUGAGAAGCUUCCAGGAGGGUAGCCAAGGAAGAGAAGAAGGACAAGAAGGCAAUGAAAAGUAUGAGGAAACCUAUCGUGAAGUUUCGAUCAAACAGCUAGCUUCCAUGAAUAAGCCAGAACUACCAGUCCUGCUCUUGGGAUCCAUUGCUGCAGUUAUACAUGGAGUGAUAUUACCCGUGUAUGGGUUAUUGCUUUCAAGUAUCAUCAAAAUCUUCUAUGAGCCCCCUCACAAGCUUCAGGAAGACUCGAGGUUUUGGGCCCUGAUGUUCGUCGGUCUGGGAAUCAUUACUCUAGUUGUGUUUCCACUACAGCAAUAUCUGUUUGGAGUUGCAGGCGGUAAGCUCAUAUGGCGCAUCCGGUCCUUGUCAUUUGAGAGGGUGGUCCACCAAGAAAUUAGCUGGUUUGAUGAGCCUAUGAAUUCAAGUGCAGCAAUUGGCGCAAAGCUAUUGACCGAUGCUUCAUGCGUGCGAAUAGUAGGGGACGCAUUGUCACUAAUUGUUCAGAACAUGUCCACAAUCACAGCAGGGGUGGUAAUAGCCAUGGUAGCUAACUGGCAAUUGGCGCUUAUAGUUCUAGCUCUGCUUCCUUUGAUGGGUCUGCAAGGAUAUGCUCAGAUGAAAUUUUUGCGAGGGUUUAGUGCAGAUGCGAAGGUGAUGUAUGAAAAAGCCAGUCAGGUGGCGAACGAUGCAGUCAGUAGCAUUCGGACUGUUGCGUCUUUCUGUGUAGAACAAAAGGUGAUGGAUCUUUACAAGAAAAAGUGUGAGGCGCCAACAAUAAACGGAAUCCGUCGAGGAAUCGCAAGUGGUGUUGGUUUUGGCUUCUCCAACCUUGUGAUGUUCUGCACCUACUCCCUCAGUUUCUAUGCUGGAGCUUGUUUUGUAGAAGAUGGGAAAGCCACAUUUCCUGAUUUCCUUAAAGCUUUCCUUGCAUUGACAAUGGCAGUUAUUGGAGUUUCACAGACCAGUGCUCUGGCUCCAGAUGUCACCAAAGCUAAGGAAUCAGCUGCUUCUAUCUUUGAAAUUAUUGACAGGAAAUCCAUGAUUGACUCAAGCAAUGAAAAGGGUACAACAUUACCCAAUGUGAAAGGUGACAUUAAGUUCAAACAUGUCAGUUUCAAGUACCCAACUCGACCAGACGUGCAGAUCUUCAAAGACUUGUGUUUGAGCAUUCCCUCUGGAAAGAGGGUUGCUAUCGUGGGAGAGAGUGGUAGUGGGAAAUCGACAAUAAUCGCCCUAUUAGAGAGGUUCUACGAUCCUGAUUCUGGCCAGAUAUUGUUGGAUGGUGUGGAAAUCCAAAAGUUUAAGUUAGAAUGGUUGAGGCAACAGAUUGGGUUGGUCAGCCAAGAACCCGUUCUGUUCAACGACACAAUCCGUGCCAACAUAGCUUAUGGAAAGCAAGGGGAAGUAUCUGAAGAUGAGAUUAUUGCAGCCGCAGAAGCAGCAAAUGCACAACACUUCAUAUCAGGGCUUCCACAGGGAUAUGGGACUUGCGUGGGCGAGAGAGGAGUGCAGUUAUCAGGUGGGCAGAAGCAGCGAAUAGCCAUUGCAAGGGCAAUACUAAAAGACCCAAAAAUCCUUUUACUCGAUGAGGCAACAAGCGCAUUGGAUGCAGAAUCGGAGCAUGUAGUUCAGGAAGCAUUAGACAAGGUAAUGGUGAAUAGGUCGACCAUAGUCGUUGCUCAUCGUCUGUCCACAAUCAAGGGAGCUGAUGAGAUUGCAGUGGUUAAGAAUGGGAUGAUUACAGAGAGGGGAAGUCAUGAAACACUGAUGAAAAUAACCAGUGGAGUCUAUGCAUCUCUAGUAACACUUGGCAUGAGCUCUUCAACAUAACAAAGGGAAGAAAAUGGGGAAGAUGGAUUCAAUCUACUUGUAUUACUACUUCUUGGCAACCAAAAUGCAUGAGGAUGGGACUGGUUCUAGGAGAAGCUUUUCAGUGAAUACAUGCACUAGUUCAUAUGGUGCAGGUAACUGAGAAUUGUUGGUAAUAGCAACGCAUCAUGCUAGGCCAUACAAAAAAUUUCAUAGAAUAUUUUUUGUUUAAGCUGAGAAAGUCAUUUUGAUUUUCAGAAGAAGCCUACAUUUAGAGAAGAAUGCCUUCGAUGGACU
Messenger RNA from Magnolia sinica, 3156 nucleotides. Its product is annotated as ABC transporter B family member 9-like. The record is from RefSeq and is a predicted model, not a curated record. Gene Ontology annotation, cellular component: membrane. The transcript has 9 exons. NCBI's taxonomy places the organism in Eukaryota, Viridiplantae, Streptophyta, Magnoliopsida, Magnoliales, Magnoliaceae. Bases 1 to 2880 code for a protein of 959 amino acids. Gene Ontology annotation, molecular function: ABC-type transporter activity; ATP binding; ATP hydrolysis activity. Gene Ontology annotation, biological process: transmembrane transport.